Amphiprion ocellaris (clown anemonefish) is the source of this 8438-nucleotide messenger RNA. It is a transcript of the gene hoxa1a, whose product is annotated as homeobox A1a. Gene Ontology annotation, molecular function: RNA polymerase II cis-regulatory region sequence-specific DNA binding; DNA-binding transcription factor activity, RNA polymerase II-specific. Gene Ontology annotation, biological process: regulation of transcription by RNA polymerase II. NCBI's taxonomy places the organism in Eukaryota, Metazoa, Chordata, Actinopteri, Pomacentridae. Bases 3551 to 4537 code for a protein of 328 amino acids. Gene Ontology annotation, cellular component: nucleus. The record is from RefSeq and is a predicted model, not a curated record. The transcript has 8 exons.
CAUCAUGCAAACUCACAACAGGUUGGUAAUGAAUAUAAAUAGACUAGUUUGCAUUGAGUUGUUAAACACACACACUCACGUUUGAAUUGUACUUUACAUGUAAAUUUUAUUUAAACACAAUUUUGGCUAUUUUGAGAAGUUUGUUGACAGAUAAAAACAGAAGCUAAAAUGUUUAUGAAUACAAACUUUAAACUUUUCUGGUUAAACUUUUUUUAAAUUUUCAUGAACAUUAUUUUAAAAUACUUGAAAAUUGCAACUAUUUUUUGAUGCAAAAUAGCAACAUUUGGUAGGUUGGAAUGUCUUUAGAAUCAUUAACAUUUGCACAAAACGCUAAUUUAUGCAGCUCAGGGAAACACUAAAAUAGAAUGUUUCCAUUUUCACCUUCAAAUUUAAUACUUUUUCGUCAGAGAGAAAAAGCAAACACGCCAGCAUGGAUCUGUGCAUGACAGGGCUCUUAACAUUGUGUGCAUGUUGCAGGCAAAUACCCGGGCCAUGUUUGCCUUCAGGAGCUCAUAAAUCACUCCGUGGCAUGAAUGAGACGGACAUUAAGGAGACCAAUUGUGGCGUAAUGUGCACAAAUAAAACCCCACUUACAUUUUCAUACGGGACUCCCCAAUUCCUGGGCUAAAAAGGGGGCUGAGUCUCCACCGCCAUCUCUGCAUGCGUUUGGUAAUAAUUCAUUUUUAUAGCUUGUUUAAACACGGCUCUGGCUCGGCGACAGCAGCAGCAGCAGCAGCAGCAGCAGCAGCGGUAGCAGCCUGCUCAGGUUGUGAGUGUGCACUCUUUCCCUCGUGUGCUCAGAGUAGCCCAAACUCAAAACAGACUGCUUGUGGACUAGAUUUGAUUUAUCAGACAUAUAAUUACUAAGAAUAGCUUGCAGAGAUCAUCACGGUGGCUUCGUUCAUCAAGAGAGUAAGUGUUUGCAGGGGGGAUUUUAUAUUAUUACUGGAGUAGCAGUUGUGGUUGCACUUUAAAGUCUUUACUUCUGUAGAAGGAUUGUGAAUAAUUCUGCUUUGUUUUAUUGCACUUGAUUCGACUUAUUGGAAUCAGUUAUUACCUUGGUGCGCGGUUUAACUCAAUAUGUUUGCCCGGUUUAACAGAUUUGUGUGUGAAAAUGGCACAAAACAACCACCGGUUGCGACGCCAACCUGCACGGAUCGAUUCACAAACUCAUCUACACGUGGCGAAAUUCAUAGGCUCGAACGUUUAUCGAAUAAUCUGGAAGCCAUAAGCAGCUCAUCGACUGGCUGGACACUACUGGGCAAAGUGGUGUGCAUGUGUGUGCGAAUAAAGGAGGAGGGGGUGGGUGAGGGGUAAAAGUGGGGGCAGAUCUUGUUCUCCUGCACUCUGACUAACCACAGGGCGAGUAUAACCGAAUCAUUCCGAGACAGCGCGCCUUUUCUGCACACAUGUGUUGCACACAAAGAGCCAAGAGAGCUCCAGAGGCCUGGCGAAGUUUCCACAAGGCAGGCAGGGCAGGAUCCACUGCGCCCACUCACCGCUAAUGCAGAGGCAGCUGGGUAGACAGAGAGAAGGGAGAGGGGGUGGUGGAGGUGGGGGUAUUGACCCCACUGCGCUUUUUUCAUUCCCCCCCACUGCUGACAAGUUUGCAUCACCUCUUGAGCUUGGAGUUAUGAAAACUUGAAAUAUCAAACUAUUUUGAACAUAGGCUAUUCAUUUUUAACCUUUAGCACAUCUAAAUGUACUUAAAACUAGUGGUGGUUGAGAUAAAAUUAACAGGAAAAUCUCCAAAAAUCACAUUACUUUGAAAAAUGUUACUAAAGUAGAAGUGCAGAAGCAUUAACUACAGAGUAUAUUACAAUAAAGUAAAAGUACUCAUUUGGAAGGAGAAUGUCUCUGUAAAUGUAAUAUUGCCCCAUCACAUAUUAUAUUAUCAGAUUAUUAUUGAAGUUAUCAUUACAAGUAACAUCUCAGCAGAAUGUAUACACUGUUAGGCUGUUGAACAAGAAGUAAUACUGUACAAUAUUUCUCUGGCAUACUGAUACUGGAGUAAAAGUAUGAAGCAAUAUGAAAUGGAAAUACUCCAUAAAGUGUCUAAAGUGUUUCAAAGCUGUUCCCAAAGUGAUCCUGCUUUGGUUAACUACAACACAUUUGUGCGUAAAAAGGUUCUUUUACAUCCAAAGCACCAAAACAUCGUAAUAUAAGCUAUCUUUAUGCAUCCAAAAGGCACUGUAGGUGUCUGACCACACACAGCCUUUGGGGGCGCUCAUCCCUCCCCACCAUCUCCUCCUUCUCUCCCCCUCCCUUCCUCCUUCCUUCUUUCUCCCUCCCCUUUUCUUUCCCUUCCUCAGUGAGAGGUUGGGCAUCUGCUCUCGCUGCCGCAAGUCUCCCACGCACACUUUCCCCUCGGCUCUCCCUUUUCCGUGGCCAUUAAUUUCUCCAACAGCUUUAUUUGAUGAACUUAACAGGAUAAUCAGCCCACACUCGCACCGCGGGCUACGCAAGGCGCAUUAGCUGCACGACGCAUUAUCAGAUCAUUUGAUCACUAUACAUGCAUAAUGAAUACAUGUGGGAGUGGAAAUCGGGGCAGAUAGCAAACCCUGUGACCGACGAGAGAAAAGAAAAAUUAAUACCACAUCAUCUUAAUGCCUAAUGUGUUGUCUUGUCGUUUCAUCACCUGUGACCCCCUGCGAGCAAAGAAACGCAGCCAAACAGUUCUAAUGCAACCUUGAUGGGUCCAACUGAAGUAUUUCCUCUCUGUAUCACGAGUGAAAUCUUCUUGCCUGUCCCUCACUGUCACACUGUGACAAUAUUUGCUCUGAAAAUCCCUCUCGAGUGUUCAACCGUGAAACAUUUCGCAUCGGAAUGGGACAGUGAUAGCCCACAGAUAGCCUGUGGCAGUGGCACCCACACUCCAAGACAUCCAUCCAUCCUGCAGAGAACGACACUGCUAUACAUAUGACAUCACGGCUGUUAAUGCGUGGGCGAAUCCCGGCGCUCACAGAGAGCACACGCACGCCCGAGUGCGCGCAUACGCACCAAUACGCACACAUGCACAGACUCACACUUAUUCUCGUCUCUAUUCCAAAAAUACCGUACCUGAGGUCAGAGUGCCAGGUCGUCCUCGUGGUGAGGUUGGAGAGGGUGAGACGUUAAUCUCUCUCUUCCCGGUGGGAGAGAGCGCACAGCGGGGGUUUCACAAGACGCCUCGCCUGCAGCAGCCCUCUCUUCAUGCGACCCCGGAGCUGUCCACCGCCGUCUGCCUCCCAGCUCAUUGUUUGCUCGGCCAAUACAUUAGUGGCGACGCGCGUCACCUUGAUCGACGAGCGCUUGGAAUUUAAAUAGCCACUCAAACAGCAAUCUAUCACGGGCAGAAGGGAUAAGGACAAGUACCUCACUGGCUGACCCGGGCCCACGUGACAACACCCGCUCAUUGAUAUCGGGCAGUGCGACCCCCUCCCUCCUCUGAUAAGCCCAGAGUAUAGGUAAAGGUUGGCACGGUCACUCAGGGUAAGAGGGGGAGAAAGGACGAGAUCAGAGGGUGUCUGUGCAGCGGACGGUCCCUCGGUCCCGGUAGAACAAUGCUACAAUGAGCAGCUUCUUAGACUACACGGUGAUGAGCGGUGAAGGCGGCUCAUGCUCUGUCAGGGCUUUCCACUCGGACCACGGGAUUACAACUUUCCAGUCCUGUGCGGCCACUGUCAACAACUGCGGGGCGGAUGACCGUUUCAUGGCGAGCAGGGCUUCUCCUGACGGCAUCCCUCACCAGCCGGGGUCAUACCAGUCUACUGCGAGCUCUCUGGGUCUCUCCUAUGGGGCCCAUCCGGCCUGCAGCUCCAGCUAUGGAGCCCAAAGUUUCUGCGCUACGUAUAACCAUUACGCGCUCAACCAGGAAGUAGACUCUACAGCUGCAUUCCCCCAGUGCGGCCCACUGAUGUAUUCGGGUAAUAUUUCCUCCUCAAUGGUCUCUCAGCAUCGUCAUGGUUACAGUGCCGCCCCUCUGGGUCAACUGCAGUAUACCCACGCUGCCUAUAGCGGCGGGCACGAGCAAGCAACCCCUUAUCCCGGGUGCUCUAACCCCCUGUCACCGCUGCACGCAGCUCACCUGGAGGCUUGCUGUUCACCUCUGUCUGAAGGUGCAUCUUCUGCACAGACUUUUGACUGGAUGAAAGUUAAGAGGAAUCCACCAAAAACAGGAAGGUCUGGUGAGUAUGGUUAUGCUGGUCAGCCGAAUACAGUCCGGACCAACUUCACCACCAAGCAGUUGACUGAACUGGAGAAAGAAUUUCACUUCAACAAGUAUCUGACCCGGGCACGCCGCGUUGAGAUUGCUGCUGCGCUGCAGCUGAAUGAGACUCAGGUGAAAAUUUGGUUCCAGAACCGGAGGAUGAAGCAGAAAAAGCGAGAGAAAGAAGGGCUGCUGCCAGCCAAGGCUCCAUCCUCAGACCCAGGAGAGAGCACUCAAGAGAAAAUGGACGAUGCAGCAUCUGAGAAGUCCAUCUCAGCCCCAUCCACUCCUUCUCCCACAUCCUCCACGUUGUCUCCCACGGGGGCUGAUCCUUACUCCUCCAACUGAGGACCUACUGCCUCUUUACCUCUCUGGGCCUCGGUGGCCUGUAUAUACCAAAUUUCAUACCAAGUGUAUCAAAGCCAAAGUUUCUGUUGAUGGAUGCCAUCUGUGGACAUUUAGGAGGAGUUAAUGCACUAUAUGGGAACUUUGGACAAUAAUAUGGACCACUUCUUGGCUAAAGAUUUAUUUUAUAUUGUGUAAUGUGUUUGCAAGAACGAUAGCAAUGCUGUCCAAACAAGUGUAGGCCAUGGUUUAAAAUGUGUCCAUUUGCUUUUGAAAUUUGGCGUAAAAUGUGCAAUUCGCCACGAUAAUGUUGGUGCAGGAGAUACACAGUGCCACCCACCUGCCCCGGACCAUAAACGUGCCAGUGUCAAGCGACAAAUCUGCACACACAAAUACCUCAAAUAUGCCAAAGUUGUAAAUCCUGGCCACAGCUGGUUGCACUGGAUGCGUCAAUUAGGCAUCACACAAUCAACGAGAUGACCUCGUUUAUUAAUCGUUAUUGAGUGCAUUGUUAUAGUAGCUUCUUAAUCACUGUCACUUCUGUGUUUCAGGUCUCUGUUUGUCGACUGAACGUCUAUUCUGUGAGAUUUGCAUGAUGCGUAAUGCUUUCAUGUGUUUUAGUGGGGCGCUGAGUUUUAUCAGUUGCAGGACCGGUCUUUCGUGGCUGUGUAUGUUCCAGGCUUUUAUCUGCUUGCUAUUUAAUCCAGUGGAGCACAUACAAACUGUUUUGUCCAGAGAAACGUUUACGGGUCAGUCAAGUCUAUUAAAAUGCGUUUACCUCUAAAGCUUUUCCUCUGUGUCAUUUCUGAGGGGAGAGACAGCGUUAGACAGACUCGAACGCUGAUUCUAAAGCAAAUAUCUGCUCUAAAUCUCCUUUGUUUGGGCUCUGCAGAGAGAACAACAAACCUCUGUUCGUUUCCCAACAUCUGAGACGCUCCAAGUGUCUGUUUUACUCACCCCAGAGUCUCUAAAUGUAUGCGGCCGUGCGCGCUCCCGUCCCUGGGGUAAAGAGUUAUUGGCAUAAUAAAGGCAUGUUUAUCCAUGGAGAAGAUGAGAGCGCGGACGUCAGCGUCAUUUGUGAUGACAACCUUAUCGAGCUCUCGGCUUAUUGAAGGGACAAAAAAGAAAGUCUAUUGAUUAAAACAUCGAGGUUAUGCUAUCGACAGGGAUGGAGCCCCUCCGGUCCUGUCAGCGUCAACUCCUCAGCUCCCCAAGUUACAUGGAAGUGUCAUCAUCCCCACCUGACGACAAGAUGAAGUGUGAAAACUUGCAGCACUGAAUGUCACAGUCAGCAAUUGUAUGUGCACAACGUUGCUUUAAUUCUAAGAGUAUUUCGACCUGUAUUUGAGCAUAGUUAUAAAUACAGUCUUUAAGGAUAAUGAUGUAUAAACUGUUAUCUAUGACAAUGUCUUUAAAAUGAACUUUGAGUGGCUAAACUAGGCCCUAAACUGGAACUUUGUUGAGUUUUGUUUCAGCAACUCUAUUCAAGGUAACCUAUCCCCAUUUCAUACUAAAGGAGAGUUUCCUGAUUCUUUAGUUGUUUUAAUUCCUGGUGUGCAGGAUGCGAGUCCAUCCCACCAUAAAAGGGCAAAGAAACGCCGGAAGCACCAUGAUUAAUGAGCGACAAUCACCUUUUGCCGUGAAUCCACCUGCAGGAGCUGCUGUAUUUGAGCUGCGGAGCCCCGCUGAGGCUGCAAGCCGAGGCUGCUCAGCCCAAUUCAGCAACAACAAAACACGGAAAAGGAGACAGUGUCACUGAACACUGAAACAUGAUUUGUGAAGCACAAAAAAAAGGAAGCAAAGUUGGCAAAAAGACCCACAGGCCACCACCUACCAGCAAACAGCCAAAAUGAAUUCCUCCAUCGACAGAUGUGCGUCUCCAUGUGCCGAUAAAGGGACAGAGCCGAUGGAGGGAUUGACAGUAUGAUGGAGGAAGAGAAGGAGGGGAAGAAGAGGAGAGAUGACAUCAUGUGGUGGAAGCUGAAUUAGUGAGGAUGACUCCUGCUCCUGUCAUCUCUAAGCUCCUCACACAUCUUUACCUGCACAUGAGGAAAAUCACUCCUGUAGAAUGCAAAUGUUCAGAGGGAGAUGAUGCCACAUCUGGUCCAGCUGAUGGAAGGUCUUGAAGUUCUCUGACUGGCCUCGACUGAAGAUGGUCGUCUCACUGGAUUUAAGAUGCACAAUGAGGGACGUCUGCAGAGACUGAGAAAGAGUCUCACCACAUCCUUACAUGAGGAAAAAGACUUUAUUGAAGACUACAAUGAGAAAAACUAUCAGACAGCAGACGGCUGCAUUCAAGUUUAGGCUUUUCGAUUGUUCCAGACAAGACAAGUAAAAGAUUCUUCAGAGCCUUUCUACCACGAGCCUGACAGGAAGAACUCCAACAGCUACUGAAUGUUCCUGUGGUUCCCUCAAGGCUACAGGAGGAGUCCUACGAGGACGAGCCGGUCCACCUGAUGGUGGCCAGUCGCUGCGGUUCAAAGCCAACACCAACUACAUGGACUUCUACUGGACCACACGGAGGCCUUCAAACCAGACCAACAAGUUCAGCGACUCCCCGACUCGUGGGUCUGAGGACGCCGCCGAGCCUCGGCCCAGCCGGCCUCCUGUCUGUGGGUGUUUGAGUGCUGAGAGGUUUGAGGAUGCAUGUGAACGUUCUGUGUUGAAACAGCAGCUUUUGACUCAGUAACGCCGGGAAAAACCAAGAGCUCCUUUAUUUGUCACUUCCACUAAAAAAACUGAACAAAAUAAGUUUGCCAGGUUUCUGACUGAUAACAGAUUAUUAAAUAAUGAAAAUAAUCAUUUAAAUAUUCCUUUAAACAAUCCUUUUAGGUCUACAUUUCCUUUACACUGACUUCUUGGUAUAUGUACAAGUAUUUUGGGUGGAAUAUACCAUUAAGCCUAAUAUUCAAGGGUUCUUCUGGGAAUAUACCAUUAAACCAACCUUUUACGUAAAUGUUCCAGGAUGUUGGGUAGAAUAUACCAUCAGAUAAACCUUUUAGGUCUACACUGGAAGAUUUUAGAGUAGAAUAUUACUCCAAACCAUCCUUUAGGUCUACAUUUAAGGUGGAAUACUCCUUUACACCAAGAUUGUUUGGUCUACAUUGAAAGAUUUUAGGUGAAAUAUUCCUUUGAACGAACUUUUUAAGUUUAUGUUCAAGGAUGUUGGGUGGAAUAUACCAUCAGACCAACCUUCAAGGUCUACAGUAGUGAAUUUUAGGUGGAAUAUACCAUUAAACUCACCUUUUAGGUCUACAUUGGAGGAUUUUAGGUGGAAUUUUCUUUCAAACCAUCUUUUAGUCUACAUUUAAGGAUGUUUAGGAUGGCAUAUUCUUCCAGACCAACUUCUCAGGUCUACAUUUCAGGUGGAAUAUUCCUCCAUACUAACUUUUUUGGUCUACAUUGAAGAAUUUUUUCUAAACCACCCUUUCGGGUCUAUAUUUGAGGUUUUAGGUGGAAUAUUCCUUUUAACCAGCCCUUCAGGUCUCUUUGAGGAUUUUGAAUGGAAUACUCGGUUAAACCAACAUUUUAGGUGCAUGUCUAAGGAUUUUUGGUGGAAUGUUCCUUUAAGGUGGAUGUUUGAGGACCUUGUAGGUGGGAUACUUCCUGAAACCAACCUUUUAGGUCAACAUUCAAAGAUUUAAGGUAGAAUAUUCCUUUAAACCAACCUAAAUUUCAUGUUUUGAUUGUUAUCAAGUGAGAAACCUCAAUCCAGACUUCUCAUAAUGAUGUUUGAGAUUUCAUGCUGCUGUUAUUUGUUUAGUCCAGACUAAAUGACAGAAAUCCACAGCUGUAAUUUUAUUUCAGGACUCGGUUAUUAAAUGUCAAAACAAUCCAUGUUACUCUAAAAACUCAAAAGCUGUACACACUCUAAGAUUAAACUCUCCACAAGGAUCCAAACUAA